Poecile atricapillus (Black-capped chickadee) is the source of this 622-nucleotide messenger RNA. Its product is annotated as protein FAM9A-like. NCBI's taxonomy places the organism in Eukaryota, Metazoa, Chordata, Aves, Passeriformes, Paridae. The transcript is spliced from 6 exons. The record is from RefSeq and is a predicted model, not a curated record. The coding region runs from base 16 to 387 and encodes 123 amino acids.
GGGGGAACCCCCGGGAUGGAGGAGGAGGAGGAGGAGGAGGAGGAGGAGGAGGAGGAGGAAGAGGUGGAGGAGGUGGAAGAGGAGGGGGAACAGGGGCCGGGGGCGGCCGGAGGCGCCGGGGGAGCGAGGGGCCCCCCCCCGGAGCGGGCGGAGCUGGACGCGCUGCGGGAGCGGAUGGACAGGCUCCAGGACGAUUACGCCAAUUCCCAGCGCCUGAACCUGCAGCUGGAGGAGCGGCUGAGGGGGCUGGCUCAGGCCAUGGCGCUGGAAAGGGCCGCCCUGAGCCGCCACGUGGCCGAGGUUCUGCAGAGGGUCCUGGGGACCCCCCCCGCGCCGGGGACCCCCCCGCGGGACACGGUGUCCGCGUGGGGCGGGGCCGGAGGAUGAGGAUGAGGAGGGGGGGGAGGGGCCGCUGCUGCCCCCCCCCCGCCUUCAGGGACCCCCCCGGGAGGGGCGGGGCCGCUGCCCUGAGCGCCCCCAAAUCCCCCCAAAAUCACCCCAAAAUCCCCCCCAAAAUCACCCCAAAAUCACCCCAAAAUCACCCCCAAAAUCACCCCAAAAUCACCCCAAAAUCACCCCCAAAAUCACCCCAAAAUCACCCCCAAAUCACCCCAAAAUCACC